CGUGGAAGCCGACUGAAUGCCAGUUAUUCUGCGACUUGUUGGUUAGUGAGUAAGAUAGAGGAUUUAAAAGAAUGAACAUUUUGAUGCUGGUACUUCAGAUGUUGCUGCAGGUUGUAGCUUAUCCAGAAGCACCGUGUGAAUUAAAAGGACCAACCCAUUACGACAUUUUCAGUACAAUUGUGAAGAUCCAGAUCUAUUACUGUUAUUUCUACGUAAGGGAUGAUAUUAAGUGUGAAGAUAAAUACGCUCAGACCGUAGUAAAUUUAACAAUCGAUAAUUAUUGUAUUACGAAAAGGAACUCAAAUCUACAUCCUCACAGUGGAAGAAUACUCGAUGCAAGUUCUGUACAAGAAAAAGUAGCCGUGUGUAAAUCAGUGGCACAAGCAAAUUUACUGGAAGACAGAGUGGUACUUUCAGGAAAUAGAAAGUGUCAAUAUUCGAAAGGAUAUUGCGAUUAUCAAAAUGAUUACGUGGUAUGGUUUCCAAAUGAAUGUCAAGAUAGACGCUACAUAUUCAACGGAUUCUUUGAUGUAUAUACAGUAAAAGACAAGAAGUACAUUCGCCACGAAAGUGCUAGUUUACAAAUAACGGAAAAUGUUGAUUUAUGCAAUCAGCAGAUGUCGAAAACUAAUCACGAAGGAGUUGUCGUUAUUCCCAGCGAUUAUAAAAACUUAACACAACCCGAUGUCUUCCUACCAAACUACAAAAGUACAUUAGACAGUGUUUGUAAAGUAACCACGAAAAAUGACUUCACUAAAUCUUGGUAUAUUUACAACUACGAAAUUAACAUUACAGUUUAUCACUGCCAUUUCGAUGAGAACAGUUCUUGUGUGAUGCCAAAUAACGACAUUUUAAAUAGAUGCAAGACUUUUUGCAGUACCGCUGCCUGUGAGGAUGUUAAAGUAUGCGAAAAAUCCCUAAAAGUCGAUUUAAAGGAAGACAUCGUCAAAGGACUGUCAUCAGCCUGCAAAUACAGUGAUGGUGAGUGUCCAAAGUCCAAAGCUUUUUGGUACAACAGUGUAAGCUGUGGCGAUAUAAAAAAAUCGAAGGGAAGUUACAUAGGAAACUGCAACGGUACGAAUUGCGUAAUUAAAGAUUCAAAUUCCAAGAAACUAAUCUUAACAGGAGAGGGAGAACUGUGCGGUGAAAAUAUCUGGUUCACCGAUAAAGACGGAAUUGUUGCUUCUGAAAAAGAACUACAGUUCGUGUCAACGACCGCAGCGGGUGUAUCGAAAAAAUUAUAUUCCGCUGCAGAGGACUUUGACGGUAUCAGAAUGGUCGUGAUUGAACAACGUAGAAACAUUAACGAUCUCAAAGCGUUAUUAAACUAUUUGCUGUUCUUCUUGCUCGUGUGCGUUCUGUGGUACAUACUUAGCGUAAUCGUAAACUGUUCUUCCCUAAGAACUGUAGGCAAGACAAGGGCUUCCAAGAACAAAACCUAUCUCAUGAAUUGUGUAUCUCAAAGUUUAACGAAUCGCUACGUGUUUUUGGGUUCGAAGGAGAGUGAAAAAAAUGGACCAGUGGUCAUGUCUAAACUGCAAGAAUCAGAGUUGUACGAAUCUAUCGAGGAUAGGUUAUAAAUGCAGAGAUUCUUAUUGGAGAAUUUUAUAAAUGUCUAAAAUGUUCAGUUGUCUACUAGAAACAAAGUUUAUAGAUUUAUAAUUGC
This is a messenger RNA of Anoplophora glabripennis (Asian longhorned beetle), 1666 nucleotides long. RefSeq lists its product as uncharacterized. The transcript is spliced from 2 exons. The record is from RefSeq and is a predicted model, not a curated record. Bases 72 to 1580 code for a protein of 502 amino acids. Lineage: Eukaryota; Metazoa; Arthropoda; Insecta; Coleoptera; Cerambycidae.